CACCCCUAAGAGCAGGGUUGCAAGCGUACAAUUUGCGCAAACGCACGCCAGGGCUGAACGGCAGUGUAGUGUGGUGCUGAUGUGGUGAUGCUCGCUGUAUGCCGCAUGUCUUGCGUCGCAUAGCGCACACAGACGGAAGAGGGCUCGUGCCAUCCGGAUUUACCUGUAUACAUUAUUUGGCAUUGCGUAAAAGCGGCGAAUCCGAGGAAGUUGGGUUCGGCACACGCAAAACCUUAAGGGUCCCGAGCACCACCGCGCAUUUCCAGUAGCCUCCUUCAAAUAACUUUAAGUAAUCAUGGGCAAGCAGAACAGCAAACUGACACCUGAGGUGAUGGAGGACCUGGUGAAGAACACAGAGUUCAAUGAACAUGAGCUGAAGCAGUGGUACAAGGGCUUUCUGAAAGACUGUCCCAGCGGUCGACUAAACCUGGAUGAGUUUCAGCAGCUGUAUGUUAAGUUCUUCCCGUAUGGCGACGCAUCCAAGUUUGCGCAGCACGCCUUCAGGACCUUCGAUAAGAACAGUGACGGCACCAUCGAUUUCAGAGAGUUCAUCUGUGCCCUGUCCAUCACAUCUCGAGGGAGCUUUGAGCAGAAGCUCAACUGGGCCUUCAACAUGUAUGACCUGGAUGGUGAUGGCAAGAUCACCCGAGUAGAGAUGCUGGAGAUCAUAGAGGCUAUUUAUAAGAUGGUGGGCACCGUGAUAAUGAUGAAGAUGAACGAAGACGGCCUGACACCCGAGCAGAGAGUGGAUCGGAUCUUCAGCAAGAUGGAUAAAAACAACGACGAUCAGAUCACACUAGACGAGUUUAAAGAAGCCGCCAAAAGCGACCCGUCCAUCGUACUGCUGUUGCAGUGCGACAUGCAGAAGUGAAGCUGCAUGCGCACGCUAGCAUGCUACGGACUGAAUACGUUAUCUGUUUCCACUCUCAUUUCCACAAUGUUUGGACUACUUUUAUGAACUUCCCGUGAUUGACAAGCUAGUAUGCAUGAGAAUGCUAAAUGCUACGAGUUUAGAGUACUAUACGUUUAAUUUACCAACACGCAACAACGUGAGAUGUGUAAAUCAAUCGAGUCCGGUCGUUUCAUCAUUAGUGAAGUGCUCCGCCGUAUUUCAUUUCUAACUGCAAUAUUUCACGUGCACACGCAGCAGUAUUUCACGCAGUAGUUUGGGUACUCGAAUCAAAGCGUCACUUUAAAUGUUGCGAUGAAAUCAGUCUGUCGAAGUUCAAUACUUAAAAUUACGGAGGGCGGAGAGGUUUGUGCGGCCCUCCUACCAAAUGUGCUUGUACUUGAAAAUAUAAAUGUGAGUUAUUUGCAUGCAUGUUCUAAGUGUAAAAACCUACUCUCUCUCUCUCUCUCUCUCUCUCUCUCUCUCUUCAUUUUGGCCACCUUGACGUAUAAUACAAGGAAGGCCUUAUAUAAAUGAUAGUAUCAAUAACAAUACUAAUGUGUGAGAUUUACAUUUGUUAUUCAUCUGUCCAUUCGAUGUCCUCCCUCGGAUGCACGUUUCCUCUUUAAGACUUACAAUGAAUGUUGUAAAAGCUUCUCUUAGGCAUUAUUUUAAAUCGUUUUCAUCUGCCAUUAGCUUUUCCUCACACGAGGACCUGACAACCACUUAUACUUGAUUUUGAUCGCUGCUCUACAAUAGCUGACAUGAAGAUUAUUUUCGAUUGUCUUCUUACAUUAACACAUCAUCACAUGCAUGAAUGGUUGCUUGUGAAUUUCUUAUUAGUAAUAAUACAUAAAGGGCAAUAUAACAUUUAAAGGAGGGCAUUUAAUAAUAGUUUUUUGUUUACCCUUGUAAUACAUCGAACCCUAACCAACGUGUUUGGUACAUGUUAACCCUCGGUGUGCUGCGUUUUUAUUAAGCCGUUUUGUAAAUUGAUAUUUCUACUCAACAUUUCACGAUUUUUACUGCAAGAGCUCAACCAAGAACUCUUGAAUAGUUUUGCAUUUCCUGCAUCGACUAAACAUAGCAGUACCCGCUUUAUUUUAUUCCCAGUAUACUGCAUCAUCCAUAUUUUCUGUUUACCAAGCAUCUUAAAAAUACAAUGUCCCAGAUCUCGCACGAAAACCAUUUAUAUCCUGUGAAAUACAGGCUGCUUUAAAUCCCUCUGGUGUCCGAACGGCUCAUCCACGAUAUAUGGUGUAUAUCUCUGCCCUGUACAUAUUUGUACCUAAUACGGUGAAUCAAAAUUUAAGCAGUCAUUUAUUUGUGUAAUGAGGUUUGUGUUUUAUAUGUGGCAUGUUUUAACUCCAUAUGUACUGAAAACAUUGUGAUUAAAAUCAAUAAACUAUCUAUGGGGUUGUUCUCAGA
Misgurnus anguillicaudatus (oriental weatherfish) is the source of this 2317-nucleotide messenger RNA. The record is from RefSeq and is a predicted model, not a curated record. Lineage: Eukaryota; Metazoa; Chordata; Actinopteri; Cypriniformes; Cobitidae.